This is a messenger RNA of Vigna umbellata (rice bean), 798 nucleotides long. Its product is annotated as HVA22-like protein e. NCBI's taxonomy places the organism in Eukaryota, Viridiplantae, Streptophyta, Magnoliopsida, Fabales, Fabaceae. The record is from RefSeq and is a predicted model, not a curated record.
CAUCAUCAUCACCAUUUUAUAAUCCUUCCUCUCUCGCCCUUUUCUCCCAUAUCUCAAACCUAUUCUACACUCACAAUCUCACGUCAAAACCAUACCCAAAUACCAAAACAUGGGAAAGUUGUGGACUUUGAUCAGCCAGCUUCAUUCUAUUGCUGGGCCGGUCGUGACCUUGUUAUACCCUUUGUAUGCAUCGGUGGUGGCAAUAGAGAGCCAGUCCAAGUUGGAUGACGAACAAUGGCUAGCGUAUUGGAUCAUCUAUUCGUUCCUGAGCCUUGCUGAAAUGGUUUUUCAACCUGUGUUGGCGUGGAUACCGAUUUGGUACGAUGUGAAGCUAUUGACGGCUGCAUGGCUGGUGUUGCCACAGUUCGAAGGAGCUUCGUACUUGUAUGAAAGGUUCGUGAGAGAGCAUAUAAGGAAAUACGUAACGGAGAGGGAACAUCUGCAAUACCACCCUCAACAAAGUAAAAGGUCAGCCAACGAAAACAAGACAAAGAAGAAAUUCGUGGAAUUCGUCACGCCCAAGAAACAGGAGGAUCAUCAGGAAGCGUACUAAGUUGCGAAAAGGACGCUGCUUAGAAAACUGUGUUGGGUUUUUCAGCUGAUUUCAAUCAACUUUCCUUUCAAUUUGGCUACUUGCGUUUUAUUCAUGUUAAUUGUGUAUGUAUGUCUAUAUAUAUAUAUGUGGACUCUUGCUGUAUCAUGAUCAUGAUCAUCGUAUCUCAUAUUGUACGUGUGUGUAAAGUGAUCUCUUUCUUGAGUCUUGUUGCAGAUGCAUGGUAUGUUUACCUUUAGCUGAGA